AUGGGCCGGACUGCCGCGUUGAAGCGGGAGCCGACCGUGAAGCCCGAGCCAGACGUGCCCCCGACGGCGGCGCCGGGCGCGGGCCUCGAGGACGAGGUCGGCCACGUGCAGAACAAGUGGCAGCUACUGCCGUACUUUCUGCAGCUGCGCGGCCUCGUCAAGCAGCACAUUGACUCGUUCGACUACUUCACCGAGGUCGACAUGAAGAAGAUCGUGCGCGCGCAGGCCAACAACACGAUCCGGUCGGACCACGAUCCAAAGUUCUUCCUCACGUACACGGACAUCUCGGUCGGCACGCCCUCGAUCGACGAGGACGCGUACCUGACGACGCCGGUCACGCCGCACCAGUGCCGCCUCCGCGACCGCACCUACUCGGCGCCGAUCUACGUCUCGGUCAAGUACCGCCUCGGCACCAAGGUCGUGACGCGCAACAAGGUGACGAUCGGCCGCAUCCCGAUCAUGCUGCGGUCGGCCAAGUGCGUGCUCAAGGAGAAGGGCGAGGCCGAGCUCGCGGCGCUGAAGGAGUGCCCGUACGACCCGGGUGGUUACUUUGUCGUGAAGGGCACGGAGAAGGUCGUGCUCAUUCACGAACAGCUCUCGAAGAACCGCGUGAUCCUCGAGGAAGACGGCAAGAAGAACGUGUGCGCGUCCAUCACGUCGUCGACGCACGAGCGCAAGUCGCGCACCAACAUCUUCCUUAACAAGGGCAAGAUCUACCUCAAGUCCAACUCGUUCACGGACGACCUCCCGAUCGUGGUCGUCUUUCGCGGCAUGGGCAUGACGUCCGACCAAGAGAUCGUGUCGCUCAUCGGGCACGAGCCGGAUGUCAUGGACCACUUUGCAGCGUCGAUCGAGGAGUCGUCGGACCUCAAGAUCUUCACGCAGACGCAGGCGCUGCAGUACAUUGCGACCAAGAUGAAGCUGCGGACGGGCGCCAACCCGCUCGACGCGGCGCUCGAUGGGCUCGCAAACGUGCUCAACCACAUCCCGUGCGAGAACUUCAACUUUCGCAUGAAGUGCAUCUACGUGGCCCACAUUGUGCGUCGCAUCAUCUUCACGGACAAGGACCGCACGCAGCUCGACGACAAGGACUACUACGGCAACAAGCGUCUCGAGCUCGCGGGCCAAUUGCUCUCGCUCUUGUUUGAAGACCUCUUCAAGAAGUUCAACAGCGACCUCAAGCGCCAGGCCGACAUGGUGCUCAACAAGCCCAACCGCGCGGCGGCCUUUGAUAUCCUCAAGUGCAUCCGCACCGACACGAUCACGUACGGCUUCAUCCACUGCCUCUCAACGGGCAACUGGACGCUCAAGCGCUUCCGCAUGGACCGGUCGGGCGUCACGCACGUGCUCUCGCGGCUCUCGUUCAUGUCGGCGCUGUUUGAGAAGACGCGCAAGGUGUCGGGGCCGCGCUCGCUGCAGCCGUCGCAGUGGGGCAUGCUGUGCCCGGCCGACACGCCCGAAGGCGAAGCCUGCGGUCUCGUCAAGAACCUUGCGCUGCUCUGCCACGUGACGUCGGACGAAGAGCCCGAGCCGAUCCGCCGCCUCUGCUUUGACCUGGGUGUCAACGACGUGUGUCUCUCGUCGGGCGAAGAGAUCAACCACCCGACCACGUACCUCGUCAUGCUCAACGGUAUCAUCAUUGGCACGCACGUCAACCCGAAGCUGUUUGUGUCGCGCCUCCGUCGCAUUCGCCGCGCCGGUCUCCUCGGCGAGUUUGUGUCGGUCAUGAUCCACGACGUGCAACGUGUCGUGUACAUUGCGUCGGACGGCGGCCGCGUCUGCCGCCCGCUGCUGCUUCUGGACCCCAAGACGCACCGCCCACUGCUCACGCAGCGCCAGCUGAACGAGCUCCAGGCCGGCGUGCGGCCGAUCUCGUCGCUCAUCAAGGAGGGUGUUGUCGAGUACGUGGACGUGAACGAAGAGAACAACUGCCUCAUCGCGUUGCACGAACGCGACAUUGACGCCAAGACGACGCACCUCGAGAUCGAUCCGGUCACGAUCCUCGGCGUCGUCUCGGGGCUCAUUCCUUACCCGCACCACAACCAGUCGCCGCGCAACACGUACCAGUGCGCCAUGGGCAAGCAGGCCAUCGGCACGAUCGGCAUGAACCAGUACGAGCGCAUCGACACGCUGCUCUACACGAUGGUGUACCCUCAAGCGCCGAUGGUCAAGACGCGCGUCUUGGACUUGGUCAACUUCGACCAAGUGCCCGCGGGCCAGAACGCGACGGUCGCCGUCAUGAGUUACUCUGGCUAUGACAUUGAAGAUGCCAUCGUGCUCAACAAGGCGUCGCUCGACCGCGGCUUUGGGCGCUGCAUGGUGUUCAAGAAGUACCAGACGAUCGUCAAGCGGUACCCGAACAACACGUACGACCGCAUCGUCGGACCGCCCGACUUUGAAGGCGCCGGCUUCGCGACCUCGUUCCGCAACCAGCGCUACGCGUCGCUUGACGCGGACGGCAUUUGCCGCGUCGGUGGCCAAGUGGUCUCGAGCGGCAUCCUCAUCAACAAGGAGUCGCCCGCCAACGUCGACUUGACGACCGAGACGCCGGACGUGUCGUACAAGCCGUCGCCUGUCUCAUACAAGAACUCGGUGCCGGGCUACAUCGACAAGGUCAUGCUCACGUCGUCCGAGUCGGACCAGUUCCUCAUCAAGGUGCUCAUUCGCCAAACGCGCCGGCCCGAGAUCGGCGACAAGUUUUCCAGUCGCCACGGUCAGAAGGGUGUCUGCGGUACCAUUCGCCAACAGGAGGACAUGCCCUUCAACGACAUUGGUAUGUGCCCGGACCUCAUCAUGAACCCGCACGGUUUCCCGAGUCGCAUGACGGUCGGCAAGAUGAUCGAGCUUGUGGCCGGCAAGGCCGGCGUCCUCAGCGGCCGGCGCGCAUACGGCACGGCCUUUGGCGAAGACUAUGGCAGCGCCGACAAGGUGCUUGACUGCUCGCGCGAACUCGUCGGCCACGGCUUCAACUACGCCGGCAAGGACUACUUGACGUCGGGCGUCACGGGCGAGCCGAUCCUGUGCUACAUCUUCAUGGGCCCUAUUUACUACCAAAAGCUCAAGCACAUGGUCAUGGACAAGAUGCACGCCCGUGCGCGUGGCCCCCGCGCAGUCCUCACGCGGCAGCCCACGGAAGGUCGCGCCCGCGAUGGUGGUCUGCGUCUCGGCGAGAUGGAGCGCGAUUGUCUGAUCGGCUACGGCGCGAGCAUGCUUCUGCUGGAGCGACUCAUGCUGAGUUCGGACGCGUUCACGGCCAACGUGUGCCAGGGCUGCCAAAUGCUGGGCUACGAAGGCUGGUGCCAGUACUGCAAGUCGGAAGAGAAGGUGGUCGAGAUCCGCAUCCCGUAUGCGUGUAAAUUAUUGUUCCAGGAGCUGCAAGCGAUGAACAUUGCGCCUCGCCUGACCUUGCAAGAGUACUAA
Molecule: messenger RNA, 3420 nt
Organism: Saprolegnia parasitica CBS 223.65
Lineage: Eukaryota; Oomycota; Saprolegniomycetes; Saprolegniales; Saprolegniaceae
Exons: 3
Coding region: 1-3420 (1139 amino acids)
Biological process (GO): DNA-templated transcription
Cellular component (GO): RNA polymerase III complex
Molecular function (GO): ribonucleoside binding; DNA binding; DNA-directed RNA polymerase activity
Source: RefSeq, a predicted model, not a curated record